Fukomys damarensis (Damara mole-rat) is the source of this 425-nucleotide messenger RNA. Its product is annotated as eukaryotic translation initiation factor 4E-binding protein 1-like. Lineage: Eukaryota; Metazoa; Chordata; Mammalia; Rodentia; Bathyergidae. The record is from RefSeq and is a predicted model, not a curated record. Gene Ontology annotation, cellular component: cytoplasm. Gene Ontology annotation, molecular function: eukaryotic initiation factor 4E binding. The transcript has a single exon. Gene Ontology annotation, biological process: negative regulation of translational initiation.
AACUAAAAGUGUAAAUAAGGAUCAAAAGGUAUAAUUGGGCUGGCGGGAGGCACGGGAAGCAAGUGCUGAACAUGUCUGGGGACAGCAGCUGCAGUCAGACCCUGAGCUGAGACAACCCCGCCACUUGCUGGGUGGUUCCUGGCGAUGGAGUCCAGCUGCUGCCCAAGGACCACAGCACAACCCCUGGUGGGAUGCUCUUCAGCACCACUCCAGGAGGGACCAGGAUCAUCUAUGACUGGAAAUUCCUGAUGGAGUGUCGGAACUGCCCUCUGGCCAAAACGCCCCUGAGGGACCUGUCCACCAUCCCUGGGGUGACCAGCCAUAGCAGUGAUGAGUCCUCCACAGAAGCCAGCCAGUCAACUGCACAGCAGUCCAGAAGGCAAGCCGGUGGGCGUGAAGAGUCACUGUUUGAGAUGGACAUUUAA